AUGAACGGCAACGACAAGAACGCGACAGCCAUUGUCGGCAGUCUCCCGCAAGAGCUCAAGAAUACUCCAACGCUGCUCGUAUUGCUUGUCCUAGUCCCCAUAAUCACCGGUCUCCUCUCCUACAUAGUCGAUUACUUUUCCUCCCCAUUGCGGAAAUAUCCCGGCCCCUUUCUUGGACGAUGGACGAAUCUAUAUCGCAUGUAUCACGCCUGGCGCGGUUCCAUGCACCUGGUUUCCAAGGACCUGCAUGACAAGUACGGACCAGUCGUUCGUAUGGCCCCCGGCUAUCUGGACGUGGACUAUUCGUCAUUGAUCAAGACAUGUUUCGAUGUUCAAGGAGUCUGGGAAAAGACUGAAUGGCACGGUGUCAGCGGCGCCGUCGUUGACGGAAAACUCUUCUAUAACAUAUUUUCCGAAACUCGGGCAGCUGAGCAUGCUAGAAUCAAGAAGCCCAUCGCCAAGUAUUUUUCUCCAAGUGGAGUUGCUCCUCUUGAGCCGCACGUCGACGCGGUGCUGGCAUCACUCUGUCGCAUCUUGAGCGAUCGGUUUGCUGGCGACGGCAAAUUUGGCGAUGCCUUUGACUUUGGAAAAUGGGUGCUGUACUUUGCUUGGGAUGUCGUUGCAAAGACAACUUGGAGUCAACGAGUUGGCUAUCUGGAAAAGGGAUACGACUUUGAUGGAUCUCUCAAUGUGUCUGAAAAGGCCAUGGAUUAUCUCGUCACCAUAGGCAUGUAUCCAAAGCUCGACAAGUAUCUAGACAAGAACCCCUACGUUCGCAUCGGGCCCCCGGCCUUUGGCAGCAUCACCAACCUUGGCCUCGGCCAUCUCAUGGCGCGCAUGAAGGGCGAGGACAAGCACGAUCCUGCCAAGCCGGAUUUCUUGGACCGCUACCUCGAGGCACAGCAAAAUAACCCCGAGGUUGUCGACGUCUACCGCAUCCUGUCGUACAUGCUGGUCAACCUCGCGGCCGGUUCCGACACGACUGCCGUGAGCUUGCGCUCCAUCUUUUACCUCUCGCUCAAGCACCCGCACGUCUACCGCCGCCUCGAGGCCGAGAUCCUGGACGCAAACUUUUCCAAGUUGCCUGCUUCCUAUGCCGAGAGCCGCAAGUUGCCAUAUCUCGAGGCCGUCACGCGCGAGUGUCUACGCUACCUGCCAGGUAACUGCUUCGCGCAGGAGCGCUACGUCCCCGCUGGCGGCCUGACCUUGCCCGAUGGCUCGCACGUACCGCAGGGCACCGCAAUUGGCUUCAAUGCCUACGUGCUACACCGCAACAAGCAAGUCUGGGGCGCCGAUGCCGAAGAGUUCGUGCCCGAGAGGUGGCUCCCGGCCGCGGGCGAGUCGGGCGAGGCCUUUGAGGCGCGGCUGCAAGCCAUGAAUAAUGCAGAUCUUUCCUUUUCGGCGGGCUCGAGAAAGUGCAUUGGCAUGAAUCUCGGCAAGAUGGAGGUUAGCAAGUCGGUGGCGACCCUGAUCAAGCUGUUUGCCUUUGAGUUGGCGGACCCUAGCAAGGAGUGGACGAUUCACAACAGCAUCUUCCCGAGACAGUCUGGGGUGCUACUUAAAUUAAAGGCACGAGACGGCACUUCCGAAGAGGUGGCUGCGAUGGAUGUAGACUAUUGA
This is a messenger RNA of Pestalotiopsis fici W106-1, 1620 nucleotides long. RefSeq lists its product as uncharacterized. Bases 1 to 1620 code for a protein of 539 amino acids. Lineage: Eukaryota; Fungi; Ascomycota; Sordariomycetes; Amphisphaeriales; Sporocadaceae. The record is from RefSeq and is a predicted model, not a curated record. The transcript is spliced from 4 exons. Gene Ontology annotation, molecular function: iron ion binding; monooxygenase activity; heme binding.